GAAGGAAAGAGCCGUUACAUUUGCUAGCGGGUGGGUGGGGGGAAGCAGCCCAUCCCUCUCCCAGCCCCACGGCCGGCCUUUGGUUGAGGGAACCACACCACCCUGCAGUUUCCAGCAGAUGAAAGGGGAGGGGGUAGGGGAGCGAGGCGGGGAAGCCAGCCAGCCCAGGGCCAUGACGUCAGGAAACUUUCCCUCAGUGGCUGAGCCCAGAAGGCUGAAGCCAAGGAGGCGGCAGCGAGCGGCGCUUUUCUCUCACGCCGCGCGCGCGUCUCUGUUCGUGUGUGUGUGUGUCCGGUGUUGCGAGUCGCCUGGGGUCGGCUCAAGGCAGGCGGCUGUCGGGGCUGCAAGCUUUGGCCCCUCCGGAGCCGUCCUCGGCUGGCUCUUUCGCCGCAUAGCCGCUCUCCGACGCCCUCGCGCCCUCUCCUUCGGCCCGACGCGCACGCGGAGUCCGGGAGAAUUCCCUGGCUGGAAUUCGGUGGAGUUGGACGAAGGGAGAACUUGAUGACUUGGCGUUGGCUUCGGGAUUCCUUUCGGCGACUGACAGCGGGAGGAGGAGGAGGAGAAGCAGGAACGGAGGGGGAGGAGGAAGGAGGAGGAGGAGGAGAAAGCGGGCGUCGAGGGAACUCUGGCUGGGCUGCAGGCCAAAACUAGUGUCAGCAAGUGUCAAUCAGGCGGAUUUUUCCGCUGGGGAUGUUUUGGUACCAGAAGAAGUUACAACUGAUAGAGCGAAAAGCAUUAAUUGAGUAACACGUUAAUCUGUAUUCUGUAUCCAUGGGAAAAGAUUUGACGAAGGGAGAGGUUUCAAGACAGAAAGCUCUUUUUUAAAAGCCUAUUCAUCCUUAACUGAAAAAUAGGAAACAAUUGCAUGAAGUCAAGUAUGUGGACAAAAAAGUGAAUUAUUUCUCCUGAAAACAAACAACCAUUUUGAUCCUUGCUAUAAAUCUGAGCUUAUCAAGUUUAAAUCAUAUGCACAGUGGAUGAUUUCUCAUCAUGAAUCGUGCUUUUAGCAGAAAAAAAGAUAAGACAUGGAUGCACACUCCUGAAGCUUUAUCAAAGCACUAUAUUCCUUACAAUGCAAAGUUUCUUGGCAGUACAGAAGUGGAACAGCCCAAAGGCACAGAGGUUGUAAGAGAUGCUGUGAGAAAACUUAAGUUUGCAAGACAUAUUAAGAAGUCUGAAGGCCAAAAAACACCAAAAGUUGAGUUACAGAUUUCCAUAUAUGGCGUAAAGAUUCUUGAUCCAAAAACAAAGGAAGUCCAGCAUAACUGCCAGCUCCACAGGAUAUCGUUUUGUGCUGAUGACAAAACCGACAAAAGAAUAUUCACUUUCAUAUGCAAAGAUUCUGAAUCAAAUAAACACUUGUGUUAUGUCUUUGACAGUGAAAAAUGUGCAGAAGAGAUAACUUUAACUAUUGGCCAAGCAUUUGACCUUGCUUACAGAAAAUUCCUAGAAUCGGGAGGAAAGGAUGUUGAAACACGAAAACAGAUUGCUGGGUUACAGAAAAGAAUUAAUGAAUUAGAAACAGAAAAUCUGGAGCUAAAAAAUAAGGUGCAAGAUUUGGAGAACCAGUUAAGAAUAACCGAAGUACAUACAUUGCCAGCAGGCAGUGUUACGCCAAAAUCUCCUUCCACCGACAUAUUUGAUAUGGUUCCAUUUUCUCCCAUCUCCCCAAAGCCAUCAACACCUACUCGCAAUGGCACCCAGCCUCCACCAGUGCCCAGUAGAUCUUCAGAGAUCAAGCGAGACCUUUUUGGAGCAGAACCUUUUGAUCCAUUCAGCUGCGGAGCAGGAGAUUUUCCUCCAGACAUCCAAUCUAAGCUAGAUGAGAUGCAGGAGGGGUUCAAAAUGGGACUGACUCUGGAAGGCACAGUGUUUUGCCUUGAUCCUCUAGACAGCAAGUGCUGAUUGUCAGGAAUAGACAUUUAAAAAUAUAUUAUCUUUCUUUAUUUCUUUUUACAAAAAAUUUAAAAUGUAUUACAAAUAUUAUUGAUGUGCCAAAAAUGUUUCUCAACAUAUUAUCUUCUGUGAGAUUUGCUUCUUCAAAACUCCAGAUAAGUUGCAGUAUUAUUCCUGUAAAAUGAAAAUUUACUCAUGUACAGAAAGCUAAAAUGAAAUGACACUGCUGUUUGGUUUUUGUCUUCCAUAUUUUGCAAGUCAUUCUUUGUAUCUUUUGGCAACUCACUUGUACAGUAUGGGAACCCAUCGUAUCCUGUGAGAAGUCUUUUAAAGCUUUCUUGGACACCACUUUCAGAUAACAGACAAGCAUAUGGAACUAUGAUUGAAAAGAACAACUUUUAAAAUAAAAUCCCACAAUUGCUUUCUUAAUUCCACACAAAUACUGUUGCCAAUAUGAAAUUAGGUCGUAAACCACUUAGAGUCGCCUCGCAGCGAAAUGGGCAGCAAACAAAUUUAAUAAAUAAUUUAAAAAUGUAACUGCUUACACGUUCCUGUAAACAAUUACAGUGAGUCUGAAAAUCAUAGAUCCAGUCUAUACAAUCUGAAUUUAUAUAGCAUAGCUUUCUAAUAAAUUGUUAUUAAGGGCCACAAAUCAAGCUAGGGUUCUAAUGAACUGCAGUGCCCCCAAUUUAUGUUAAUUUUGUGAGUGCACAACAUUUCUGACUUUGAAGUAAAUGUUAAAGGCAGCCUCUAUGCUUUUCAGGUGCAUCGUAUUUAACAUGCAUCUGCUAAAUGAAAUAGAUUAAUAUUUUUACAAUUGCGAUAUCUAAUCUCUAUGCCAAAUAUUAGUAUACCAAUUAUUUUCUAUUAUUUUAUAACUUAAAAAGCAAUCCCUAAAGAUGUAUAAAAUUUGAUUAGAUUUUUCACAUUCAAGAGGGUACUUGGAAAUUUAUACACGAGAACUGAAUUUUUCAGUAAAUCAUACAAUAACUAGCUGUUUUGAACACACUCAAACACAUCCAUGUGUACAUAGAAACAUUCCCAAUGUUACACACUAUUUUUAGAAUCGAGGCCCAACAUAGUAUUUCUCAACAUAGUUAUUUGAAAAUCCUACUGUGAAGGUUAAUUAAAAGUGUGCAUGCUAAGGGCACUGCUUGUGGUGCAUGUUAAAUUGCUAUGUAAAUGGCAAUGUCUCACUUUAAUUGCAAAAAUGCCAUUACAAUAGUGAUGGCAUUCAAAAAUGCCACACAUAUUUUGGAAAGUGAUCUGAGGCCAUUGAUGCAAUUGUAUUGUUGGAUUUAACCUGCCUAGGACCUGAUAAUUCUGUUCAAACCACUUGGAAUAUAAGGGUGACAAAUAGAUAAAUAGUUUCAUUUUGCAUCUAAUGCAAAAAUUACAAAUGAAUAUCACGCAAGGAAUCAAGAUAAAAGAAUUUAAGGUAGGUUCUUAAUGAAGGAAGAUGACAGGUUUAUAACUUCUGCGAGGGAGCUUAUUACUGAGAUAAUGUACUACUUUGUCUCUGCAUAGCAAUAAAUGAAAUUUUAGUUGUGCAUUUCUUUGUAUUCAUAAAUUAAGUUGCUUGUUCAUUUUUUCCCCAUUUUUACCAACAGUGUAUUCAACAUGUACAAAAAAUUGUUUACCUUUCUGGGAAAGUUUUUCUCUCCUGUAAGGAGCCGUUCACUGUAAAGAAGACGGGGAGAAAUGCUUUUUAUAUAUAAAGAAAGAUAAAGAGAAAUGCUCAGGAGAAAUGGGAAAGAAACAUAAGAAAUUAUUUUGCUCACUUUAUUUUUCAGGGGAAAACACCCUAAUGGUCCGGUACUUGGUUUGCAAAAGAAUAGUUUUUUAUGUUAUAUUGCAAGGUUUACAUAUGUAUUCACAACAUAAAAAGGAAACGUUUAUGCAAUGGUAUUUACCUUUUAAAGCUUUGUUCCAAUCUUACAAAAUACUUAAGCAGAUGCCUAGAUAACCUGGAAUUCUUUACAUGCUUAAAAUUAGACAGCUCUAUAGCUGUAUAGCCUUACUGAGUCUUUCCUAUACUCUGAUUUGUGUUAAGUCUUCCUUUAUUAUUUGGUUCUUCUUUUGUAUUUGCAUGUAUAUCUGUAUCUAAGCUCUGAAUCCAAAGAGGAUGGAAUGCAUUUCUACAGUGUGUCUGGUUUCCUACUUCCCUUCUGGCUACAUAUCCUCCCAUCAUAUUAAAUGCCAAUCCAGAAGCCUCCCAUUAUUUUAUGGGGUGAUGGGCAGGGUGAGAAGAAACAGAGCCAUUAGGAAUAAAAGAAAAUAGAAAAUGACUCUUUGGAUAUUGGCCCUUGUGCCUGUCAAUAUAGAUAUAUAUGAGAUCACUAAUGAGUAGAAUAGGCUCUGUAUCAUAGAGAGACACAUCUAUAAUUUUGUUCAUCAAAUAGUAUUUUGCAGUUUGUACAACAAGGAUGUUUAGUAGCCAUAUUAAUGGCUUUUUUAAACAAAUAGAAUUUGUAUUUUUAUCAUGAAGAAAGCUUUACGUAAUAAGCAUAUAUUUAGGGGCCAUUUACAAUGGAUGUAGGAGAACAUUCAGAAAAUAUUUGCACAUUUUAAAUCAUUGUUUUACUGAUUUUUAUGGAAAUUGAUUUGCAAAUUGCUAAAUGUAAUCUAAUUGAUCAAAAUCAGAACAUCUAAAUUAAUGCAGCAAGAAAUCACAUUUUUAUGAAAACAGUUUAGUGCUUUGGUUGAAAUUUGUAUUUCUAUGUAAUCCCAACUGUCUCUUUUAUUUUGCUUCAAAUAAAUGGUUUAAUUAAACUUG
Ahaetulla prasina is the source of this 4672-nucleotide messenger RNA. RefSeq names its product GULP PTB domain containing engulfment adaptor 1 (gene GULP1). NCBI's taxonomy places the organism in Eukaryota, Metazoa, Chordata, Lepidosauria, Squamata, Colubridae. The record is from RefSeq and is a predicted model, not a curated record. The coding region runs from base 991 to 1905 and encodes 304 amino acids. The transcript is spliced from 13 exons.